This is a messenger RNA of Notothenia coriiceps (black rockcod), 2441 nucleotides long. Its product is annotated as ras-related protein Rap-2b-like. Lineage: Eukaryota; Metazoa; Chordata; Actinopteri; Perciformes; Nototheniidae. Gene Ontology annotation, cellular component: membrane. Gene Ontology annotation, molecular function: GTPase activity; GTP binding. Gene Ontology annotation, biological process: Rap protein signal transduction. The record is from RefSeq and is a predicted model, not a curated record. The transcript has a single exon. Bases 675 to 1223 code for a protein of 182 amino acids.
AAUAAUAAUAAUGCAAUUAAUAAUAAAAAUGUGCUUAAUCUGAACAUCAAUGUCGACAGCAACUUUCAGGGUCCUCUUUUUUUCUGCAUUAUAAAUACAAUGUUGAUAAGUAAGCUGACAUAUGUAAAUAAAUGACCUCAUUAGCAUGCAUGCUUAACAUGAUUAAAGUGACAGUGGGCAUCUGACGAGCCUCUGGUCAUCAUGUAUGAGGGCAGAGGUCAUGCAGAGAGGCCACAGACAUGCACGCGCCUGCAGGAUCUGUCUGGUCAUCUGACGGCUCUGACUGAGGUUUCGGGUGACGGCUCCUUUAAGAAAACGGAACUGUGCCUAGGCUUUUGACGCGCUGAGGAUGUGGGCAGGAAACGCCAUGCAAGAGGAGAGAAGCGAUCACGCUUCCCAACGCCGUUGCACAAUACAGGGCGAUCAAAAAUAAUGUGCUUUAAUUUUCCACGCUAAUGUCCAGGAGCGGUGAUUCUCCUCGGAUCUGCAGUCCGUCACCCAGCAGGCUCGGAGGAUUUGCCGGCGUGGGAUUUGACUCCUAUCCGAGCGAGAGGGCAGCCUUCCCAGCCUGCUCGCUUUGAAAACAUCGGGGCUGGUCAGCGGGUGGGAGAGACAGAGCAGGCUUCGUCGCGGAAAAAAGGAAGAGUCUGCCUAUUUUUUUUCACCCCCCAGCCAUGAGGGAGUACAAAGUGGUUGUUUUGGGCUCGGGUGGAGUCGGGAAAUCUGCGCUGACUGUCCAGUUCGUGACGGGCUCCUUCAUCGAGAAGUACGACCCGACGAUAGAGGAUUUCUACCGGAAGGAGAUCGAGGUGGACUCGUCCCCGUCCGUGCUCGAGAUCCUGGACACGGCAGGGACUGAGCAGUUCGCCUCCAUGCGAGACCUGUACAUCAAGAACGGCCAGGGCUUUAUUUUGGUUUACAGCCUGGUGAACCAGCAGAGCUUCCAGGACAUCAAGCCGAUGAGAGACCAGAUCAUCCGGGUGAAGAGAUACGAGAGGGUGCCUAUGAUCCUGGUGGGAAACAAGGUGGACCUGGAAGGGGAAAGAGAGGUGUCUUCCGGGGAAGGAAAGGCGCUGGCCCAGGAAUGGAGCUGCCCUUUUAUUGAAACUUCAGCCAAAAAUAAAGGCUCGGUCGACGAACUAUUUGCAGAAAUAGUCAGACAGAUGAACUAUUCAACUGUUCCCAGUGGUGGCAACCAGUGUUGUUCAUGUGUCCUGCUCUAAAAAACAUGAAAAACAUCCAGAAAAAUAUCCGGGCUGAAAUUUAGCUUCUUACUUGUCCUGCGGGCUUUCUCCCCCCCCCCCCAACGCCUAUUCAUUCUCUCUUCACACUGUUGUCUUAUUGUUGCACACAAACACAAAUCAACGAAGACUUCAAUCGAUUAUGUAUUAUAGUCUAGAAAAAGUGUUUACAUGACAAAGUACUUGAAUGUUUUUGGAUUUUUUAAAUAGCUUUGUAUAUGACACUUCUCUGGAAAUGUGCCUCAAUGGGAAUGUCUUAUUGUGAAACCUAAGAGACAGCUCUUUUCUGGUUAUUUUUUGGUGUUUUUAUUUGUUGAGUUGUACUGUUACAUCUUCUGGGCUGGGUCCAUAUUUCUUGGGUGGUGGUGGGGUCAUGCUAAAUCCAGACAGAGCUGGGAUUGGCUACUUUUAAUGUCUUUUUGGGUGAAAUGACACAGCAGGAGGCCUGAAAGCACUUAAAAUCGCCAAUAAACAUAACAAUCACCAUUCAAGCCUUUCCCAGGUUACUCAAAUCAGAUCUCUACAAUUUAUUUCCCCUAAAGGUCAAGUGGGAUCCAAGAGACGCAGAUUCCUCCCACUAACAGAUUUUAUCUGAAGCUGUGGACUGUGAUGGAGUUGUAUUAGGAGCUUUUGUUUUUAUCCCCCCUCUCCGGUCUGGCGAAAGUGGAUUUAUCAUGGAACCUGCACUUUGCUGACGUUGUCCCACCUCAGUGUGCACAAAGAAGGACCUUAGUGCAUUGCUGUCGCUGCAUGGGGAACCCCAUGUCAAGUGCCUUCCUAAGAAAACUCCUGUGACUGUGCCAACUGAUGAGCCCUACUUCCUCUGCAGUGCGUCUUGAUGGCAAUCAGAACUUUUAACAGUUUUCAGUGAACAAUCUAGUUUCAUUUGGUGUCAAAGUGAGAAUAGCCUACUCCUAUUUUACUAUCAGGAAGCUAAGCUUGUAUCAGACCUGCUGUUUCAGGGUCAGAUUCAGGCCGUUUCUCGAGGUACUAGUCCAACAAGAACAACAAAGUAACUUUAACCUACUAGGAUUAUGGUUCAGUGAAUGGCAAGCCAUGUCUGUAUUAUCUAGAUUUCUUUUUCUCUUAUGACAAUAUGACAUUUUUAAAUGUGCCGUAAUAGUAAUUCUCUUUUUGGACAAAAUCUUCUGCCAUCCACCUGUCAGUUUGAAAGACUUAAUACAAAAGCAUUUUACGUAA